GAAUCUGAACAAUCUGAUGGCAGGAUGCUGCUGCAGCCGCUCUGGAGCUUCCUGCUGGGACACUCGUCUGUCCUGCACUCACCUGUCUUCCCCGUCGUCUUCUCGCUGGGCAUCUACCUGUCUUGCUGCCUGCCCUUCAUGCUGCUGGACCUACUGUCCUCCAGGUGCGCCGCCCUGUGCAGGUACAAGCUGCAGCCGCACAGCUCCGUCAGCUGGGCCUCGCUGCGCUGCUGCCUGGCCCUGACACUCUACAACCACCUGCUCUUCAUCUUCCCGCUCACCCUGAUGCACUGGUACCUGAGAACGCCGCACCUGCCACCACAGGCCCCGCCUCUGCCCCGCCUCCUCGCACAGGUGCUCGUUUGCCUGCUGCUCUUCGACUUCCAGAGCUUCGUCUGGCACCUGGUGCACCAUCGCGUGCCCUGGCUCUACCGCCACUUCCACAAGGUGCACCACACCUUCAGCUCCACCUCGGCCCUGACCACUGAGUACUCGGGGGUCUGGGAGACUCUCAGUCUGGGCUUCUUCGCCGCCGCCAACCCGGUGCUGCUGGGCUGCCACCCGCUCACCGAGCUCGCCUUCUUCCUGCUCAACAUCUGGCUGUCGGUGGAGGACCACUGCGGCUAUGACCUGCCCUGGGCCACGCACCGCCUGGUUCCCUUCGGCCUGUACGGCGGCGCACGCCACCACGACCUCCACCACCUCAACUCCAGGUGCAACUACGCCCCCUACUUCACCCACUGGGACUGGUUGGCUGGGACGCUGCAAACCCCGCAGGACUGAACCACUGACGCAGGACUCCACAGGACGGAGAAGUUUUUAUGAACUCACGGAGAAGUUUUUAAGAUCUGACAGCGAAGUUUUUAUGAACUGACCGAGAAGUUUUUAUGCACUGACCGUGAAGUUUUUAUGAACAGAUUUCUGAGCCACUCAGUUUUUCUUUGACAUUAAAAGACUGAGGACAAUAAAUAUAAUAUUUAAUAUUUAAAUGUAUAUACACAUAAAUGUUUGUUUGUUUAUUUAUUUACCUCACUAACCUCUGGAAUGAUGGAUUUAUGAGCUCUGUGUGACUGUUAUCUACUAACUUUGUUUGUAUUUUGGACUAAAAUGUUUAUUUUCCUAAAAAAAUGAAGAAAACAGAGUUUGUGUGUUAAAUCAGAAAAAUCCGCACUGAGAUGAGAAACAACAAAAUGACUUGUUUUAAAUGAGAUGUUUUUGUGAUGUUGUGCAUUCAUUUCAUGUGGUUAAAUUGCAUUAAUAACUGAUUAUGAAUGAUGCUGAUGUGCAGCUGUGUUGCAUUCAGGUGACAUAUUAAGAAUUAAAGUUGAUCUUUUAUGCAUCAGAGAAAAAUGUUCAUAUUGAACAAAUCGAAAAAACGUUGACUGGUGCAUUUUUUAAUUAAAAUACUCCUUUAAAAUCAGUUAUGGCAGCUGAUUAAUGUUAAAGCGUCAGGUGUAUAAAGUCUGAUGGAUAAAGAUUUCUGAGUGAAAACAGAAAGUGAAGCGACUGAACCACGAAAGUGUCGAGAACAGAAGCAGCUGUUGGAUGUUUGAGGAUGUUGUGCAGAAGGUUUUUGAAUGUGACUGAAAAUAUGAAAACAAAACAAAAGUUUCGGAAUAAACUUUAAAUGGACUAAAAUCAAAA
Messenger RNA from Plectropomus leopardus (leopard coralgrouper), 1644 nucleotides. It is a transcript of the gene ch25h, whose product is annotated as cholesterol 25-hydroxylase. Gene Ontology annotation, molecular function: oxidoreductase activity; iron ion binding. Gene Ontology annotation, biological process: lipid biosynthetic process. NCBI's taxonomy places the organism in Eukaryota, Metazoa, Chordata, Actinopteri, Perciformes, Serranidae. The record is from RefSeq and is a predicted model, not a curated record.